AUGCGGUCCAGUUCGUUAGAGCUGAACAAUAUGCUGCAGUACGUGCACUUGGAUGAGAAGUGGUUUUACUUCACCAAGGUCAGCCCGCAACGUGACAAUGUGAACCGUAAAGCUGGAACCCUCGAAACCAAGUCAGUCGUCGUGACAAAGGACGUGUACCGUACCGUCUUGCUGGAAAAGCACGACAAUGCCCGAGCUCAUGUUACGCCAUCGGACCCCGAGCUCCAAUCCGCCUUCAACACGUACCGGUCGUUGGGCUGGAUGAUGUCCCUCGCCCCGCAGCCGCCAAACUCUCCGGACACAAACGUCUUGGAUCUCGGUUUCUUUGCGGCCAUCCAAUCCCUACAACACCGCAAGUCAGCGCGCACAAUUGACGAGCUCGUUGGCCACGAGGAGACCUUGAAGCUGUUCGGCGGCAAUGGCUAUAAGGUGCCACACAUGUCUAAGCACAAGGAAGAGCGCAAGGGGAUGUUACCGGAGAACGUGUUGGUCCCGAGCGAUGUCUUCGAUGCAGCCACGGUCAAGUUGGACGGGAUGACGUCUGCUGAGCUGCGUCGUGUCCUGACAGCGGAAGUUGAAGACGCUCGUUGCAUCGACGAGUUCGCGCAGGCACUCGAAGCAGCUGCGCUGGGCGACGAGGAGUCGGACGACAUGAUCACAGUCCUAGGUGAAGCAGGAAUCGAUCCAAUCAGUGUGGAAGAUGACGAGUAA
Molecule: messenger RNA, 711 nt
Organism: Aphanomyces invadans
Lineage: Eukaryota; Oomycota; Saprolegniomycetes; Saprolegniales; Verrucalvaceae
Exons: 4
Coding region: 1-711 (236 amino acids)
Molecular function (GO): nucleic acid binding
Source: RefSeq, a predicted model, not a curated record